AUGUCGCAGCCGGAGUUCUUACUGCUUUCUCGACUGGGGGUUUCGGUCCCCGAUGCGUCCUCGCAGGCGCCGCAGAUGACAAGAAGUUCUGAGGGAAGGUUCCGCGUGCUGGCUCCGUGCAUGCGUCCGCCUGUGAAAGGAGCAAUGGCUGCGCAGAUGACUUCGCCGCGUCAUAUUCCGACCGCUCCUCUCGCUGACUACGCUGGUGAAGUGAUCACGGUGAAGGGAAAGGACGGUCGUCCGGACACCGAGUACCUCAUUUACAACGCGAAGUCGCCCUCUAUUUGGGCAGCCAACCUGAAACUGAUGGAAGAGCAACGACGCAAGCGUGAGGAGGACGCCGUGUCUCGGAUGUCGCCUGACAAACUCUUCAUCGAUUCACAUGAAAGCGACAAUCUGGCUCGACGACGUGUUUUAGAGCAUCUGCAACGCAUUAACAGGGAAGAGGCGCAACGCAAGGUAGAGGAAAGAGCACGCGAGCGACAGCGGCGUUUGGAGCGUGAGCUGGCGGACUUAAGGGCAGUUGAAGAGGCUGCCGCCAAAGAAGCGGCAGAUCUUCUAGUAAAGAAGCAAGCGGAACGUCAUUUCAUGCAGCAGGCCGUGUUAGAAGCGACGGAGCACAAACGACUGGAGUCUGCGGAUGUGAACGGUGGGUUGGCGGCUGGCUGUGCCGCCUUUCCGUGGGAUGAGGUUUCCCAGAAUGGGACAUCGCAGCGGGAGAAGUGUUUGCUCCUCUUGGAUGCUAACCGAAAGCUGGCCGAGCUGAAAAAAAAGGAGCAGCAAACACGAAAGAUAGAGGAGAAGGUCAGGGAAGAGACGGUGCUGGCGGAGGUGCGUGCACAGGCAGAGAACGAAAAAAGAAAAGCAGUGGAGAAGAAACGACGUCUGGCUGAGGAACGACGAAGCGCCAGCGUAGAGGCUCAAGUAAAAACUGUCCCUGCUGUAGUAGAGCUGAAUGACCGCUCCGCUAGUUGGUUUUUGCAGAGCACGAGGGAGGAUGCGGGGGCACGGCGCGAGAGAGAGCGGGAGUUGAUGGAGACAAACAAACAACUGGCGAAAGAAACAAAACGGCGACGUGCCGAGGACGCAGAGAGGCAACUGCAAGAGGAACGGAAAAGGCUGCAGGAGUCUGAGAGGGCGUACAAGCAGGAGAUGGAACGUGAACGUGCAGAAAAGCGCAAGCAGCAGGAUGCAGUUAAUCAAGCCGCACUAAAAGCGGCUGCAGAGCGCCAUGCAAAGAGACAAGAAUCACACAGAGAUGAAUUGGAUCUUGGCAUAUUCAAAGACGAUUCCUCCAAGGUGGAAAAUGAGAGACGACGGCGAGAACAGUUCUACCGCGAUGAACUGAAGAGGGAUAUUGAAGAUGCGCGGAAAGCACGUCGUGGGGCGAAGGAACGGGAAAUCAUGGAAGAGAAACGCUUCCUUAGUUUGUGUGAAACUGAAGCGAGGCGCACGCUGGAAAUAAACCGAGUGAGGGCUGCAGAAAGGCGUGAAACCUACCGGAAGGCGCUGGAGGAACAAAUUCGCUCAAAGAAGACGGAAACAACUUGCGAGGUUCCUGCGACGCAUCGGGGUCCGGUGAUGAAGGUGUUGUACCGGUGCCCUGUGACUGGGGAAUUGUUGCGGCCGGAUCAAUUUGGCAUUUCGUCUGCUCGACAGCGUCGAUCGGGCUGGAGCUGGUAA
Molecule: messenger RNA, 1683 nt
Organism: Trypanosoma rangeli
Lineage: Eukaryota; Euglenozoa; Kinetoplastea; Trypanosomatida; Trypanosomatidae
Exons: 1
Coding region: 1-1683 (560 amino acids)
Source: RefSeq, a predicted model, not a curated record